Messenger RNA from Dermacentor silvarum, 3528 nucleotides. RefSeq lists its product as uncharacterized. The transcript is spliced from 2 exons. Lineage: Eukaryota; Metazoa; Arthropoda; Arachnida; Ixodida; Ixodidae. The record is from RefSeq and is a predicted model, not a curated record. Bases 292 to 1134 code for a protein of 280 amino acids.
ACACACACGCAGCGCGCGCGCUCGUUCCGGCCAAUCGAUCCGCUGGCUGGUGAUGGCGACGGAGGGUCCCGGAUCGCCCAGCGCCCAGGCCAGCUGCGGGAAGUUGCCGCGACGACUGAACGCAGCGAGCCGAGCCAUCGCGCCGCAGGGCAGGGCGCCGCGCGGGGAGGCCCUACGAUGAGAGCUGCGGCCGCCGGCGGACGCGGGCCGGGCGGAAGCAGGCGGCGGGUCGCGCUGAUCCAUCGGCCAGCACCACCGACACCCGAGGCGGAGGCGAUGGCGCCUUAAGCCAUGGACUUGAGGUUCCCCGCGGUGGGUGCCUCGUCGCCGCUGGGCGCACCAUCGACGGCCCUGCUGCGCUCGCUGGAGCGGCGGCCAGGUCCCAGCGCGCUGCACGGUGGCGCCCCUCCGGGCCCGGCUGAGCCGGCGGCGCCCGACGAGUCCGAGGACCGGCGCAGCUCGCCGCAAAUCGCGGCCAGCGGCUUCUGCUUCCUGGCAGCGCUCUGUUGCUCGGCGGGCGGUUUCUGGGCGUCGGCGGCCGCCACGCGCCUCCUGGGCGUCGUCUUCCUGGUGGUGGGUGCAGCCGCCGUUCUCGCCGCCAUCCUGUUCGUGCCGGCCGGCCGCGACGGCAAGCUGCCCGUGCAUCGGCGCGCACUGCCGCUUCUGCUGGCACUGGUGCUGUGGGCCGUGGCCGCCUGGAUCAUAUUCCUGGUGGCGCAGAGCAGUGUUCACGGCAAGGGCGUGCUGGCCGCCGUUGCCGCCUUCCUGCUGCUCUUCUCGCUCGUGCUGCUGCGCGUCGUGUGCCGCCGCUGCCGGCACGGGCGGCGGCCGCUCAAGGACGCCGAGGACGCGGUGCAGCUCGAGGACUUCCACCAUGUGAACACGCAGGUGCGAGACACGCUGCGCUUCGGCCAAUUGCGCGCUGACCCGGCCUUCGGUCCAGCGGUCGCCGAAAGCCGACCCCCCGUGGUGCCCACGGCGCCGCCGGAGACGCCGCCGCAGGCGUCGGCCAGUUUCUCCACGUUCGUGCGCGAGCCACCCUCGGCGCCCGCGGAGCCGCCGCCCUACGACGGCUUCCCGCCGGACGGCAGCCGCUGCCGGACCCCGCCGCCGCCCUACUCCACGCUUGUCUAGGGCGCGGCCAGUAACAACAGGGCACGGACCUGCGUGCGCCCAGCGUGUGUUGUGCGUGCACUGACUGGUGCAGGGCCCGAGCGGGUAGGGCGGCGGGAGGGCCGCCGCCUGCCCCCGCUAGCGUGGAACGCCCGAGGCGUACCCGACCCAGGUCGGCACAGCAGGUUUCGGCCGUUCCACAAGUGCACGCGGUACGCGUGCUUUUAAACUGGCUUCACGACAAGUUGUAUGAGAGAGAAGAAAGUCUUUUGCUCUGUACCUGCCGAGUGAACGCCGUCGCCACGACAGGAGCUUUCUGCUGAAAGGCUCGUCGCACCACACGCGAACCGUCUAGAAACGUUAAACUGAAUGUCGAUCGUCAAAAUAGUUUCAAGUAAAAUCCGAAGACAUCUUUUUUAUGCCACAGACGAAAGGCAUUGAACAAAGCAGAAAGUCAGUAAUACUUACGUGUUUAUUACUUCGACACGGGUGCCACAGAAAGACAUGAGCACAGAAUGACACUACGAACACAAGCGCCGACUCACAACUCAAAUUUAUUCGAAAUCGACAUGACAAUAUAAACCAACACGUGGUUAAACAAACAAGUAAAAAUUAGCCAUUCAAAUACAAUCUUUUUAGUGCAAAACUCGCACAUGAUUCUUUUUUAUUAUGUAUGAGUCGUGCCUCGAUAAUCUCCUCAAUUGUCUGAUUAUGAUGCCUGGCGACAUGAACCUGGUAGAACUCAGGUGUGCAGUCGCGCGCCUCGCAAUUCUAUGGCGCCGUGUCGAAGAAACUAACCCUUACCAACUCGCCCAACUGAAAGUUAUACUAAUAUGUGGCUGAUUUAUAGCGGUCAUGCAUACAUUAGAAUACAUGUCGACAAGGUGUCUAUAGAAGGCAGAUGAGCAAGCUUCACGUGGAGCUGCUUCAAAUAAAGCAAAGGGGCUGACGUCGAGCACUGCCCCCUAGAUUCUGAGACAACAGCUCAAUACAUCGUUAUUCAUUGAUCGAGUGCGAGUGAUUUCUUUUUUUCUAGUUUUGUCGUUCUCUUGUUUUGUACGGCACUACUUUUAAUUACUACAGCCCUUGUCAUAAUGCAGUGUUCUUAGAUUUGUUUAUGUGUACUUUCCGUGCGGAUGUGACCUCAUAAAAAAAAAAGUAGCGCUUCGAAUCGCGCCCAGGCCAACAUUGGCCAUCUCCUCCAUCUCAGUCUUCCUUCACCAUUUUCUUUUAUCUUUCUUUCCUACUCCAUUCCCUUCAGUUUCCGCAUGCCGUCCUUGUCACGAAUGGUCCACCCUUCCUUCCUGCGCGUAUUGCUUCUCCACACACAAAGUUAGCGUGCAGCAAAACACUCUUUCCAGGAAAGUUGGGAAUUUAAUGAAGAGUGGGUCAAGUGACUCUUCAGACACUGCACUCCGUCGCACACCCAUGCAGUGUAGCGAGAGCUACCAUGCCUGCUGAAGCACUGAUAAAUUCGCAACAGUAUUUAGUUGCGUGUUAGACAAUCGAGCCGCCUGCAGAAUCUGUGAACAUCCGCAGAUUCAAAGAAGGCGAGAAAUGACCGCAAGAUAUUCCACGGCCUGCUCGUCCCGCGCUCCUCGAGCUGUGUAUCGUCGCCAAGUGCAAAGGUGGCGUUGGCCAAGACUGGCACCGAUUCACAUGCAGCAUGUACAGGCUUGCUUCUCAAAAAACGCACGACACGGCCGUAGUUUCGUAGCACUGUACGGCGUGAGACGGAGUGUUCCGCCACUUAGGGCAAGAAGCACGGGCGCGUUGAGUGCGCCGACGGAAUAGAAAAAAAUAAUAAUAAGUGCGUCAAGCGAGAGAAAAGAAGGGGGACCGGACGCGGUUCAGGCACUUAAGUGAUCGCGUACCUGAAUAAACAUUUCCUAGUGUUUGCAAUUGGAAUUCCUGAAGUAGUCUGGCUCAGACCUUCGUAGUUGAGAGCGUAUGGCUGUGUAUAUUGGCCACGCCUCCUUCCAUCAUCGCACCGCUUUCUCCUUUCAGUCACACAGGCCUCUUCCCCAAUUCCCCGCCUUUCGCAAACUAGCAACACCUCACACACUCCCCCCCAUUUGGCGCUACUCCAGUUUAUUCCCCUUACCUUUCGUACGUUUCCCUUUACGCACACUAGAUUCCUAGCAUGAGCGGGCGUGCUGAUGAGCAAUGCAUAUGGUCGGAAUUGUUCCUUCCCUCUCUCACCUCCUCCUCCAACACACACACAAUUCCUGUCUUCUGUUCUUUUCUGUUCGCUUACGACCGCGACUUGUAGAGUGUUUUCGUCAUUCCGAGCAUCUCAAUGCGCACCCCUGAAGUUUUCGUACACACUCUAAAAACGCAGACAUUCCUCUACAGUGUAUGAAAAAAUCAAUAAGAAAUAAUGGUUUUCUGAACUGGUGUUACGAUAUAUUUCCC